Molecule: messenger RNA, 1680 nt
Organism: Micropterus salmoides (largemouth bass)
Lineage: Eukaryota; Metazoa; Chordata; Actinopteri; Centrarchiformes; Centrarchidae
Exons: 6
Coding region: 236-901 (221 amino acids)
Source: RefSeq, a predicted model, not a curated record
AGACAGAGGUUUAAAGAAAAGUCAAAGUGAAACUGUAGAGAGUGGACGACGGUUCUGUUGUUGUCUAUUACUGUCCGGUAGAAUUUGUACGAGGGUUUGUCUGUUUUGCUGGAUGUAUUCUUAGAGUGCUAGUUGCGCAUAAAUGGCUUAAAACAAUCCUUGCUAUUCUUAACUCUAGUUUGGUCCUUCCUUGACGGCUGAUCGCUACUGGAUUUAAAGCCGAAACAAGUCAGAAAUGCAUCUUCUUGGUAUUCUUGUGCUGAUGUUAUGCGACAUGGCACUCAGUGCCUCUCUUCCAGUAGAUACGAUCAUAGUUCAGGUCCAGCGGUGGGGAGUGGUGGGUGCUCAUCCGGUCGUGAAUCAAGUCCUUCUCAACGGAGUCGCUCUCACUGGCACAAGCCAGGAAGCUGACAGCAUUAUCCAAACCAUGUCAGCUGAUGCACUCCCUCCAACUCUUAUCAGUGUCAACCAGACUUCAGUAAUAACCUCUGUAGGAAACCACACGGUCAUUCGUUCUCGUGAAUGUAUACUGGAGGGAUCUCAGAUGCACUGGACCGACCGUGUGUUCUACGAUGGGAAGGUCUAUCUGACUCUGGAACACAAUGACGUGUGGACAGCCCACGUACCGCAAGCACUGGCCCUCAAAGGGUUGUGGGACCAGGAAGUGCAGCGCACAAGGACGGACAGGAUCCGCCUUGAGGAGGGAUGCAUCAAGCUAAUGAGAGAGUUGAAGCUUUCUGAGGAGCAGUCAGUUCCAGGGGCUCCUUUGAUGUUUCUGAUCCCAGUCUUGGCUCUCGUGGCAUUUGCCGGACUAAUCAUAAUCAGCCUUCUUCUCUCCGAAAACCAGGGUGAGUCUGAGGCACCCUGGAGGUGUUAUUGGCUCAAUUAUACACUACCCUAAGGACAUGACUGAAAUGGAUACAGAGAUUAAAGGCAGUGGUUACCGUACCUUGUAAGUCUAAGCUCCAGCUGAUUAACAGGCUCACGUUGGACCUUCCUACUCCAUGUCUGCUGUUGAGUGUCCACUUACUGAUUCAAUACAUCUGCAGUGUUGCUCCAUGAAUGUAACCAAACCUUUGCUCAAGUACAAACAGUCAGCUGUGACACACAUGUGGUCUGGCGUCCAAACCACAUUAUUUUAUGCACUUUAAUGCAUGGAUCACACUAUACACUGGUGCUUUUAUUGCAUUAUACUUUUAACACUUGUACAUGCAAAGAAGUGUAAAUAUGUUCACUGCCUGCAGCAAUGUAUAAGCUUUUUUGUACAACUGACAUUUUCAACAGUUAUAAUUUCUGGGAUAAGUUAUUCAAGUAAACAACUUUAAUGGAAAUAUACAAUGAAAAGGUUCUGUUUCAUGCAUGCACAGUAUCUUAUGCAAGUUACGACAGAGAGUGUCACAAUUUGUCUUACAGUCUGUACAUAAAGCCCUGCUGAAAUUAAGUGUUUUGUUUUGCAACUGAUAGACCAGUUACAGUGAAACUGGAUGGACUCGAGUGUGUCCAGUUAUCCAAAGAGUCAGACUGUCCUGUGUUGUUGUUUGGUCGUUGUGAUUAGAUCUUUUCAUAUUUAAAUAUUCCUUUGGGAUUCUUUACAUUGUUGUGACUGUCAAUAUGUUUUCCCAUUUUAUUUGUUCAUGGAAAAUUGUAAGAAAAUGUUUAAUAAAAGAUACUUUUAUGGCA